GCGUAUGAGAAUAUUCCAGGUCAAUCUAAGAUCACGUUCCUUCUACAAGCAAUCAGGAAUACUGCUGCUGCUGAGGAGGCUAGACAAAUGGCAGCUGUCCUUCUACGACGUCUUUUGUCUUCUGCUUUUGAAGAAGUUUAUCCAGCUCUUUCACCUGAUGAUCAGACCUCUAUCAAAAGUGGAUUGCUGUUGAUUAUUCAGUUGGAAACGCAGUCAAGUAUGAGGAAAAAAAUCUGUGAUAUCGUUGCUGAAUUGGCCAGGAACUUAAUAGAUGAAGAUGGCAAUAACCAGUGGCCAGAAGUUCUGAAAUUCUUAUUUGACUCUGUCAGCUCUCAGAACGUGGGACUGCGUGAGGCUGCUCUACAUAUUUUCUGGAAUUUUCCUGGGAUUUUUGGGAAUCAGCAGCAACACUAUUUGGAGGUCAUUAAGAGAAUGCUGGUUCAGUGUAUGCAAGAUCAAGAGCAUCCAUCAAUCAAGACUCUCUCUGCUAGAGCUGCAGCUGCAUUUGUGCUUGCUAAUGAGCACAAUCUUCCCCUUCUUAAACAUUUUGCAGACUUGCUACCUGGAAUCUUGCAGGCUGUGAAUGAUUCCUGCUACCAAAACGAUGAUUCUGUCCUGAAAUCCCUUGUAGAAAUUGCAGAUUCUGUUCCCAAGUAUUUACGACCACAUUUAGAACCUACCUUGCAACUAAGUCUGAAGUUGUGUGCAGAUGCCAGUCUCAGUAACAUGCAGCGUCAGUUGGCGCUUGAAGUAAUUGUGACCUUGUCAGAAACUGCUGCUGCUAUGCUGAGAAGGCAUACAAACAUUGUUGCACAAGCCAUUCCUCAGAUGUUAGCAAUGAUGGUUGACUUGGAAGAAGAUGAAGAUUGGGCAAAUGCAGAUGAGCUUGAUGAUGAUGAUUUUGACAGCAAUGCAGUUGCUGGUGAGAGUGCACUGGACAGGAUGGCAUGUGGCCUUGGAGGAAAACUUGUUUUACCUAUGAUUAAAGAACAUAUUAUGCAAAUGCUUCAGAAUCCUGAUUGGAAAUACAGGCAUGCUGGCUUGAUGGCACUCUCAGCCAUUGGAGAAGGUUGCCACCAACAGAUGGAGGGAAUUUUAAAUGAGAUAGUUAAUUUCGUUUUGCUAUUCCUUCAGGAUCCUCAUCCAAGAGUAAGAUAUGCUGCUUGUAAUGCUAUCGGACAAAUGGCAACUGACUUCGCACCUGGUUUUCAAAAGAAAUUUCAUGAGAAGGUGAUAGCAGCUCUUCUGCAAACCAUGGAGGAUCAAGGCAACCAGCGUGUUCAAGCCCAUGCAGCUGCAGCACUCAUAAACUUCACUGAAGAUUGUCCCAAGUCACUACUUAUCCCGUAUUUGGAUAAUCUAGUGAAGCACCUUCAUUCCACUAUGGUGAUAAAAUUACAAGAGUUGAUACAGAAAGGCACUAAGCUAGUUUUGGAGCAAGUUGUGACUUCAAUUGCAUCAGUUGCAGAUACAGCAGAGGAGAAGUUUGUCCCCUACUAUGACUUAUUUAUGCCCUCUUUAAAACACAUUGUUGAGAAUGCUGUUCAGAAGGAAUUAAGACUUUUACGAGGAAAGACUAUUGAAUGCAUCAGCCUAAUUGGUCUUGCUGUUGGUAAAGAAAAGUUUAUGCAGGAUGCAUCAGAUGUAAUGCAGCUGUUAUUGAAGACACAAACAGACUUCAGUGAUCUAGAAGAUGAUGAUCCACAGAUUUCUUACAUGAUCUCAGCAUGGGCCAGAAUGUGUAAAAUUCUUGGAAAGGAAUUUCAGCAGUACCUUCCUGUUGUCAUGGGACCUUUAAUGAAGACUGCAUCCAUUAAACCUGAAGUAGCUCUUUUAGACACACAAGAUAUGGAGAAUAUGAGUGAUGAUGAUGGUUGGGAAUUUGUAAACCUAGGAGACCAGCAAAGUUUUGGAAUUAAAACUGCAGGCCUUGAAGAAAAAGCAACUGCAUGCCAGAUGCUGGUGUGCUAUGCAAAAGAGCUAAAAGAAGGCUUUGUGGAGUACACCGAACAAGUUGUAAAGCUGAUGGUUCCCUUGUUGAAGUUCUAUUUCCAUGAUGGUGUUCGAGUGGCAGCGGCAGAGUCGAUGCCCCUCCUUCUUGAAUGUGCUAGAGUUCGUGGGCCAGAGUACCUCACACAGAUGUGGCACUUCAUGUGUGAUGCGCUCAUCAAAGCCAUUGGGACGGAACCAGAUUCAGAUGUUCUCUCAGAAAUAAUGCAUUCUUUUGCAAAGUGCAUUGAGGUAAUGGGAGAUGGCUGCCUUAACAACGAACACUUUGAAGAACUUGGAGGAAUAUUGAAAGGAAAACUAGAAGAGCACUUUAAAAAUCAAGAAUUAAGACAGGUGAAAAGACAAGAUGAAGACUAUGAUGAACAAGUUGAAGAGUCAUUACAAGAUGAAGAUGACAGUGAUGUUUAUAUUUUGACUAAAGUAUCGGACAUUUUGCACUCAAUAUUCAGCAGUUAUAAGGAGAAGGUGCUGCCAUGGUUUGAAAGGCUACUUCCACUAAUUGUGAACCUAAUUUGUCCACAUAGGCCAUGGCCAGACAGGCAGUGGGGGCUAUGCAUUUUUGACGACAUUGUAGAGCACUGCAGCCCCUCCUCAUUCAAGUACGCUGAAUACUUCCUGCGGCCAAUGCUACAGUCAAUAUGUGACAACAGCCCAGAGGUUAGGCAAGCAGCUGCCUACGGUGUUGGAGUUAUGGCACAAUUUGGUGGAGACAGCUAUCGUCCUUUUUGCACAG
Fulmarus glacialis (Northern fulmar) is the source of this 2743-nucleotide messenger RNA. RefSeq names its product importin 5 (gene IPO5). The transcript is spliced from 22 exons. The annotation marks the transcript as partial. Gene Ontology annotation, molecular function: protein binding; nuclear import signal receptor activity. Gene Ontology annotation, biological process: protein import into nucleus. The record is from RefSeq and is a predicted model, not a curated record. Gene Ontology annotation, cellular component: nucleus; cytoplasm. NCBI's taxonomy places the organism in Eukaryota, Metazoa, Chordata, Aves, Procellariiformes, Procellariidae.